AUGGACAUCCUUGAUCGCGACAUCGAGAAGGCUGAGCGAGAUGCCAGCCCGGACCGUUUCCCUACAUACGGCCAAAACCAGCGCGCAGCCCGGCACGAGUCUCUAGAACGAACUGUCACCGCCACCUCCAGUGGUUCUUCCUCGACAUCCUCUUCAGAAGCGUCUGUAGUACGAGAAGAGAUUGGCAUGUCGAGGAUACCUACGGUUCACGAAAGCGCUGCGGAACUAGACCGCCAUCCUACUGCUCUAAGCCGUAUACAGACACAACGAAGUCAGCACAGUCAGACAGUUGGGGCGAAUUUGACCUCGCGGUCAAGAAAGUCGAACAAGCCAUUGCCGCCGUUUGGAGCAGGCAAACCCUAUCCUCCGUCCUUGCCUGCACAAGAAGAAUAUGUGGUGGAGUUUUCGGGCCAUGAUGAUCCAAUGCACGCGCAGAAUUGGCCGCUGAGAGAGAAGCUUGCAGUUGCCGCUAUGCUUGGGUAUACCACUCUUGUCGCAGCAUUCGGCAGCAGUAUCUUUUCCGCCGCCACACAAACCAUCGCAACCGUGUUCGGGGUGUCCACCAACGUAGGCACACUCGGAGUAUCGCUUUAUGUAUUGGGCUUCGCCACUGGACCAUUGAUUUGGGCACCUGGAUCUGAGCUGUAUGGCCGUAGGAAGCCGUUGAUCAUCGCAAUGUUCGGCUUCUCCAUAUUCUCUAUAGGGGUAGCCGUCGGCAAGGACAUUCAGACAGUGCUGCUCUGCCGGUUCUUCAGCGGCUUCUUCGGCGCCUGCCCCUUGACCGUUGUUGCGGCCGUUUUCUCGGACAUGUUCGAUAAUCGUACCAGGGGUAUUGCGAUCACACUGUUCUCCAUGACGGUCUUUAGCGGUCCGCUGUUGGCACCUUUCAUCGGCGGCUUUAUCGUCAUGUCUGAUCUCGGUUGGAGAUGGACCGAAUAUAUCGUCGCGAUCAUGGGAUUCCUUGCCUUCGGCGUCGACACACUGUUCUUGAGGGAGACCUAUCCUCCAAUCAUCCUGGUCGAGAAAGCAGCGGAACUCCGUCGACGAACGAAGAAUUGGGGCAUCCACGCGAAGCAAGAGGAAAUCGAAAUCGACCUACGCGAACUCCUGGAGAAGAACUUGAGUCGGCCACUUCGUCUGCUCUUCACUGAGCCCAUCGUCUUCCUGCUCAGCGUGUAUAUGGCUUUCAUCUACGGUCUUCUCUACCUCUUCCUGACCGCGUACCCGAUCGUGUUCCAAGGGAUUCACGGCAUGAACCUAGGUGUUGGCGGCCUUCCGUUCUUUGGUAUGAUCAUCGGUCAGCUGCUUGCAGGCUUGUUCAUCGUCCUCCGGCAGCCGGGUUAUCAGCGCAAGCUGGCGGCGAACAACGACGUGCCGGUCCCAGAAUGGCGACUUCCUGAGGUCAUCAUUGGGGGCGCUGCUUUCGCCGCAGGCUUGUUCUGGUUUUCGUGGAGCGGCUACAGAGCAGACGUGCACUGGAUUGUUCCAACGCUCAGCGGUCUCCUGACCGGUUUUGGACUUCUGUCGAUCUUUUUGCAAGCUCUCAACUACUUGGUAGACGCCUACCUGAUGUUCGCGGCCUCUGCCAUCGCAGCAAAUACGUUCUUGCGCUCGCUCUGCGGGGCUGCCUUUCCAUUGUUCGCCAGACAGAUGUUCCAAGGCCUUGGCGUCAACUGGGCGGGCACGUUGCUCGGCUGUCUCGCUGCCGUUCUCGUGCCUGUGCCUGUGUGGUUCUACCUGAAGGGGGGUAAGAUCCGACAGAGGAGCGCCUUUGCACCAACGGCCAAGCCUGAAGAAGAAAGCGAGUGA
This is a messenger RNA of Coniosporium apollinis CBS 100218, 1809 nucleotides long. RefSeq names its product MFS transporter, DHA1 family, multidrug resistance protein. Gene Ontology annotation, biological process: transmembrane transport. Lineage: Eukaryota; Fungi; Ascomycota; Dothideomycetes. Gene Ontology annotation, molecular function: transmembrane transporter activity. The transcript has 3 exons. Bases 1 to 1809 code for a protein of 602 amino acids. The record is from RefSeq and is a predicted model, not a curated record.